This is a messenger RNA of Candoia aspera, 6585 nucleotides long. RefSeq names its product phospholipase C eta 1 (gene PLCH1). The record is from RefSeq and is a predicted model, not a curated record. Lineage: Eukaryota; Metazoa; Chordata; Lepidosauria; Squamata; Candoiidae. Gene Ontology annotation, biological process: lipid metabolic process; phosphatidylinositol-mediated signaling; release of sequestered calcium ion into cytosol. Gene Ontology annotation, molecular function: phosphatidylinositol-4,5-bisphosphate phospholipase C activity; calcium ion binding. Bases 32 to 5125 code for a protein of 1697 amino acids. The transcript is spliced from 22 exons.
AUUGCCUUUGAUAUUGAGAAGAAAGUUUCUGAUGAUGAAUUAUUGGAACUUGGACAAAAGAAGUUGUCUUCAGUACUGCAGACAUUUUUUAGUGGACAAUAGUGUUUUUCAUGUUGAAAGAUGUAUGAGUGUAAUGCAGUCUGGGACUCAGAUGAUUAAAUUGAAGAAUGGAGCCAAAGGUCUAGUGCGUCUUUUUUAUCUUGAUGAGCAUAGGACGUGCAUCAGAUGGAGGCCAUCCAGGAAAAGUGAAAAAGCAAAAAUCAUAAUCGAUUCUAUCUACAAAGUCACUGAAGGCCGGCAAUCGGAAAUAUUCCAUCGCCAUGCAGAGGGCAACUUUGAUCCAAGCUGCUGCUUUACAAUUUACCAUGGCAGCCAUAUGGAAUCCCUGGAUCUGAUAACUUCUAACUCAGAGGAAGCACGGACCUGGAUCACUGGGCUGAAAUAUUUGAUGGCUGGGAUAAGUGAUGAGGACUCUCUUGCUAAAAGACAGAGAACGCAUGAUCAUUGGGUGAAGCAGACUUUUCAGGAAGCUGAUAAGAAUGGUGAUGGUUUGCUGAACAUUGAAGAGAUUCACCAGUUGAUGCAUAAACUGAAUGUCAACCUGCCCAGAAGAAAAGUAAGACAAAUGUUUCAGGAGGCUGACACAGAUGAGAACCAGGGAACUUUAAACUUCGAAGAGUUUUCUGUGUUUUACAAGAUGAUGUCUCUGCGGCGUGACCUGUACUUGCUGCUUUUGAGCUACAGUGAUAAGAAAGACCACCUCACUGUUGAAGAUUUUGCUCAGUUUUUGAAGGUAGAACAGAAGAUGAAUAAUGUGACAGCAGAGUAUUGCUUAGACAUCAUAAGAAAAUUCGAGGUUUCAGAAGAAAACAAGAAUCAGAAUGUUCUGGGCAUAGAAGGCUUUACCAAUUUUAUGUGCAGUCCGGCCUGUGAUGUGUUCAAUCCACUGCACAGCGAGGUACAUCAGGAUAUGGAUCAACCUCUCUGCAACUAUUUUAUUGCUUCUUCCCACAACACAUAUCUAACUGGAGACCAGCUUCUGUCUCAGUCUAAAGUAGAGAUGUAUGCCCGAGUCUUACAAGAUGGCUGCCGAUGUCUUGAAGUUGAUUGUUGGGAUGGUCCGGAUGGAGAACCAGUUGUGCAUCAUGGCUACACCCUUACUUCCAAAAUACUUUUUAAAGAUGUAGUGGAUGUAAUAAACAAAAAUGCCUUUGCUAAGAAUGAGUUCCCAAUUAUAUUGUCUAUUGAAAAUCACUGUAGUGUUCAACAGCAAAAGAAAAUUGCUCAGUACCUCAAGGAGAUUUUCCGUGACAAGCUAGAUUUGACCUCUGUGAACACCGGGGAUCCCAGGCAGCUUCCAAGUCCUCAGAGUUUGAAAGGCAAAAUCCUAGUCAAGGGUAAAAAGCUCCCAUAUAGUCUUGGUGCAGAUGCUGAAGAAGGGGAGGUUUCUGAUGAAGACAGUGCUGAUGAAAUUGAAGAUGACUGCAAGUUAAAAUUUUCUUAUAGUAAUGGCACAACAGAGCAUCAAAUGGAGUCCUUUAUAAGAAAAAAACUUGAAUCCUUAUUAAAAGAGUCUCAAAUCAGAGACAAAGAAGAUCCUGAUAGCUUCACUGUGAGGGCACUUUUAAAAGCAACACAUGAGGGUUUAAAUGUAAAUUUUAAACAGAAUUUGGGUUUGAAGGACACUAGCAAAAAAUCCCACAGUAAACUCAUGGGCAGCUUUGGUAAACAUAAGAAGGCAGCUAAAUCAAAGUCCAAAUCUCACAGCACAUCUGAUGAUGAAGAUUCUCAGCAAAAUGCUUCUGGAAAAGAACCUGGACAAUUAUACAGCAGGUUGGCUCGGCGAAGAAAAACGAUGAAGCUAUGCCGCGACCUUUCUGAUUUAGUGGUGUACACAAAUUCUGUGGCAGCUCAAGACAUAGUUGAUGAUGGAUCAGUGGGGAAUGUGUUAUCCUUCAGUGAGACAAGAGCUCACCAGGUGGUCCAGCAGAAGCCAGAGCAGUUCAUCCUUUAUAACCAGAAGCAGCUCACCAGGAUCUAUCCAUCUGCCUACCGGAUUGACUCUAGCAACUUCAACCCUUUGCCAUAUUGGAAUGUUGGCUGCCAGCUUGUGGCAUUAAAUUACCAGUCUGAUGGGCGGGUGAUGCAGUUAAACCAAGCCAAGUUCAAGGUGAAUGGCAACUGUGGAUACAUCCUGAAACCUCAACAGAUGUGCAAAGGCGCUUUUAAUCCAUAUUCUGGAGAUCCUCUUCCUGCUCUCCCUAAGAAGCAACUUAUACUCAAAAUCAUCAGUGGCCAACAACUACCAAAACCUCCAGAUUCCAUGUUAGGAGACAGAGGAGAGAUAAUUGAUCCGUUCGUUGAAGUUGAAAUUAUUGGGUUACCAGCUGAUUGUUGCAAAGACCAGACCAGAGUUAUAGAUGAUAAUGGAUUCAACCCUGUUUGGGAAGAAACUCUGACUUUCACUAUCCACAUGCCUGAGAUAGCAUUGGUUCGAUUUCUAGUUUGGGAUCAUGACCCCAUUGGCCGAGAUUUUGUGGGACAAAGAACUGUGGCUUUCAGCAGCCUGAUGCCUGGCUAUCGUCAUGUUUAUUUAGAAGGACUGACGGAAGCUUCAAUUUUUGUUCAUAUAACCAUCAAUGAAAUUUAUGGAAAGAACAAGCAACUAAUAGGACUCCGAGGGCUUUUUAAUAAGAACCCCAAACAUAAUUCAGUGGAAAACGGUGCUCCUUAUAUUAGAAAAAGGUCACUUGGGGACCGAAUUCUCCGACGUACAGCCAGCGCUCCAGCGAAGGGCAGGAAAAAAAGCAAAAUGGGCUUUCAGGAAACCACUGACCUUAAGGAAAGUGUAUCUGAGACAUUGGACUUGAAAGAGAAGGAAGGAAUUUUCAGGCAAACAAGCAGAAGUUUACAAUUGCGUCCUAUCUCCAUGCCAGUUGAUAAAUAUCUUCUGGUGGGCUUGCCACCACCAGAUCAGGAUGCUACCAGAGUUGCUGAAGUUUCCAAAAGUGAAAGUACAUCUGCAGAAAGUAGAAACAAUGCAAGUGAGGAUUGUACAGAUGUGAAGAAAACCAUCUCCUCCUCUGAAAAAAAAUCAUCUUUUACAGAGUUUUCAUACCUGCUUAAGAAAGAUAUACCCAAGUCUGGUAGAUGUGAUACUUUUUGUCCAUAUGAAAAAGGAGAAAGCCUAAACUUUGCAAUUGGGAUAGCUGAAACCUAUUUCUCCACUGAGUAUUGGAAAAGUAAUCUUUCCAAUGAGUUUGUUCAUGUAAAGGAAGACCUUGAAAGAAAAAAACAUGAAGACAUAAGUUGCAUGGAUCAAAAGACACUGGAGAUAACUGCACUUUGCAAAGAAAAGAAGAAAAUAGCAGGAAAUUCUCUUCCUCCAGGAGAUGAAAUAGCGAAUAUUGAAUCUCCCCCGAUAUUAAAUACAGCUAUAACCAAUUUGUCAUCAACUGAACCAUCAUCUUCUAUUUGUUACGAUGUGUCCAGUUUUAAUGAUACCCCAGCCAUCCCUGAUAGUGACAUUUCUCAUCUGAUUAGUGAGGUCUCGGUAGCUGAUGAGAGAGAGAGGAAUAAUUCUAUCUCAGUGCUGAUAGAACAAGUUGAUGUCACAAGUGACCAAACUACCUUAGCUGUUGUUUCAAGUCCUUCUGUAAUUAAUAAACAGAACAAUAAUCUGAAGUCCAUACAUCUACCAUCUGCAUCACUGCAUGAUCAGAACAUCAUUUUGGAUCGUAAGUCUCUAAACUUAAAACCAGCUGGAUCAGCAACUGGUUCAACAGCAGAAAAUACUAUGAUAUCCACCCCGAAGACAACAGGGUGUUCUCUGUACACAAUUAUCCACGAGGCCUCUCUUUCUCCAGUUUCUCAGCCUGAAUCAAUGAAUGCAUUUGUUUGCAAAGAUGCAACCCAGGAUGCAAAAGACAGUUGCAUAAAUGAGGGUGCCAAAGACACUUGCUGCAUUUUACCUGUCACCAUGCAGAAAGCAAACCCUAAAAGAAAGUGUGUGACAAGCUGGGAAUUUCUCAGCAAUAGCAACUCCUACACUUCUGGCAGCUCAGACAUACAGAAUUCUAUAGUUGUCCCAGUCACUUGUGCAAAUUCUACGAGUAGCAGCCUAAUGGAAGCUGAUGCGGAGUUACAAGACCUCUUGAUAACUGCUUUUGAACAUAAGAUGCAAGAUAUGAGCCAAGUUGCUUCUCCUUUGAAGCUUAAGCAUGGUCAGGAUACACUAUACUAUAACAAAACCAUAUGUGAACACCUAAAGAGCAUGGACUUUCACAGUGAAAACCUAGUUGAGGAUUUAAAGUUUAAGAAUGGUAAGAAUCAGCAUCUUCCAUACCCAUGUCACCAGAGCUCUGAUCUUUUGUACAAUAAUUGUACACAAAUUUCAGAUACACAGAAGGAAUUGCUAAACAUUCCUCAAAUAGCCAGCAUCAAUGCUGCUCUUAAGCCUAAGAAUGCUCUGCCUUCACCUUUUCCUGGAACUCAGAAGCAACCGAGCCCUUGUAAAUCGAAAAGUCUUGGUGACUUAACCUCAGAAGAUAUCUCAUGCAAUUUUGAGAGCAAGUACAAAUAUAUUAGUAGAGGUUUUAUUACAUCCGGUAUGAGAGACAACAUGGUGGCCACUCUGAAGGCCAAGAAACCACCGACUACAGACACCUUGACUGAACAGCUGCGAAAACUCGUGUCUUUUGAUCAGGAAGAGAGUUGCCAGUCAUUUUGUUCUAAGCAAAAUGAUGAUUGCCCAAAAAUGCUGGUCAGAAAACUGUCAUCCAGAAGUCAGAGCAGAGUGAGAAAUAUUGCUAGCCGUGCCAAGGAGCGACAAGAAGCCAACAGACAAAAACUUUCUAGUGUUAGCAGUAAUGUAACAGACAUAGUCCUUCGAAAUAAGUCCCCAGUACUGCCUCAUAUCAUCAAUAGGCAUUCCACUGGAUCUUAUAUAGCAAGCUAUCUAGACAACUUCAACACAGAUGACCUGGAAUGCAGAGGGGUCCCAGAAGGUGCAUGUUCAUCUUUGCGUUUGGGAUACAGUGACCAGUUUUGUACAGAUGACUCUCUUUUAGAGACCAAACCAAGUGAAGAAGACAAACCAGAAAUCUAUUUUCUCCUAAGACUGUAAAUUGUAUAAAUGCAUAUCUUCAUUGUUUACAGGCUCUCUCACUGAAUGAAGGAUUUAUCAGUAAGCAGUGCAUCCAUUAGCAUUUAAAUUACUCCGAUUUUUUGUUUUGUUACUGCUUGAAUCUUGUAAUUAAUUAGUAUGUCCAUUUUGAUAAAGGUUUGUGUAGAUAGAUGUGGUGAAACUUCAUGUAUGUUUUUUUCAGUUUUAGAAUCUCUACACUUGUUGCUUUCUGUAUGAAGUGAAUCCUGCUGUCCUGUCUUUGCAAACCACAUACAACAGAAUUUGGUACAGUUGUUGGUCAGCAUGUAAUGCUGUGUUUACUGCACUUUUUAACUUCUAAAGAUUUUUAGAGUAAUUAUAAUUCAUCAUAUAAUUCUCUCCCUGAAGAAGUAAUUACAUUAUUUUUAAUCUAAUGCCUUUUCCAGAUUAAAAACUGUCCUAAAUUUAAAUUUCAUACCUCCAUCCAUAUUUAAUAGAUAAUAAUAAAUUCCCUACACUGAGGCAAACAGAACAUUCAUUCACAAACUGCAGAAACAUUCAUUGUUUGCAAAAAGUUCUGUAGUGCUUAUUUUAGUUUGUCAGAUUAUAUAUCCCAUUUCUUCUUCUGUGGCUGCUGCUCUAAUUAUUUCAACUAGACUUCCAAGAAAUCCAGUUCUUCCCCUAAUUGUUGCUUUGCAGCAAUACAAGUGUGAUUUAGUGCGACUAAAUACUCAUGUAAAUUUGUUUGCUGGAUCUCCAUUUCAUGGUAGAGAUUUGUUUGUUUUGACAUCAGCAUGUUGGAGCACAGUAAAUAGUGGAUAUUCCCCCAAAGAAUAUCCUCUGAAGUGAUGUAAAGAUUCAUGCUUCUUUCAUUGGCUGCUUGGCUGUUUGAAUUACAUGUCACUGUGAUGUCAAAGAGCUCAAGAGUUCAAUUGUUUUCUGUUGCUGAUAAUGAAUAAAGACAAGAUCGGGCCAAGCAGUUGACAAAGUUGCUUUGCAGGACUGUGUCCAUGCAAAUCAUUAAAGCAGCUGCGUCCUCUAGCAGCCUCACACAGUUACUUGGAAGACAGUUUCCAGCUGUCUGCACACAGCAGCCUGAGUUGAAAUGUCACUGCUGCAUUUGCCCCUUCAAACAACUGGUUAGUGAGCAUUCCAGAGGAUGUGGCUCCUUUAAUCCUUUAAGCAGGAAUUCAUGCUAAUACACUUGCACAGCUCUGUUAAAGACUAGUGAUUUCUUAGAAGUAUCUCCUUGUUCUUAAAGGACGUGUCCAUACUUUACAACUAUAUUAAGGUAUGGCCACAACUGCGACCCACAGAAACCCACCGCUGCAAUUUCAGUUUAAGGAAGAACACUAGCAAACUAUAUGUAUUUGCUUUCUCAUCUACAGUAGAACCUCAUUUUUAAAACAUGCAGGUAUCUUCACGCUAGUUAAGCGGUGUGUUCACAGAGGUCAGUGCAGAUGUAAUACUACAUAAUUUCC